Musa acuminata AAA Group (dessert banana) is the source of this 2821-nucleotide messenger RNA. RefSeq names its product dynamin-related protein 5A-like. Lineage: Eukaryota; Viridiplantae; Streptophyta; Magnoliopsida; Zingiberales; Musaceae. Gene Ontology annotation, molecular function: microtubule binding; GTPase activity; GTP binding. Gene Ontology annotation, cellular component: cytoplasm; microtubule; membrane. The transcript has 8 exons. The coding region runs from base 133 to 2589 and encodes 818 amino acids. The record is from RefSeq and is a predicted model, not a curated record.
GCCUAUGAAAGCCCAAUCUCAUCAUGGAAACGAUGCUGCCUCGGUGACCGGCUAUUACCGGUUUGUCGAAUCUUAAAAGCGCAAACGGCUACCCGGACCUUUCAAAUUUCCAAAUCCCUCUUUGCCUCAGUGAUGGCGGCCAACGCUUUCCAGAGCUCUACCCCCAUGAAGACCCCCAACCCUAAGAACCAUUCCUCCGCCUCCCGGAGAGCUCCGCCGCCCAAUCAGAUGGACUCCUCCGUCUCCGCCGUCGCGGAUUUCAAGUCCCGCUUCGAGGCCUACAACCGCCUCCAGGCGGCCGCCGUCGCCUUCGGCGAGAGGCUCCCCAUCCCGGAGAUCGUGGCCCUUGGCGGCCAAUCUGAUGGCAAAAGCUCGCUACUUGAAGCCCUCCUCGGCUUCCGGUUCAACGUGCGGGAGGUCGAGAUGGGCACUCGGAGGCCUCUCGUGCUCCAGAUGGUUCACGAUCCCUCAGCCCUCGAACCCCGCUGCAGAUUCCAGGAAGAGGAUUCGGAGGAGUACGGGGGUCCAAUUGUUUUGGCUUCUGCGAUCGCUGAUCUUAUAAGAUCACGAACAGAGGCACAUCUGAGAAAGCUCCAAUCUUCCGUUUCCUCUAAGCCAAUCGUGAUGAGAGCCGAAUAUGCCCAUUGCCCUAAUCUCACCAUCAUUGACACCCCUGGCUUUGUUCUUAAGGCAAAGAAAGGCGAGCCAGAGAGCACGCCAACUGAGAUUUUGUCAAUGGUGAAGUCACUUGCAAGCCCUCCUCAUCGUCUUCUCUUGUUCCUCCAGCAGAGCAGUGUGGAAUGGUGUUCUUCGCUUUGGUUAGAUGCAAUUCGUGAGAUUGAUCCCACUUUCAAACGGACAAUGAUAGUCGUCUCCAAGUUCGAUAACCGGUUGAAGGAAUUUACUGAACGGUGGGAAGUGGACAACUAUUUGAGCGCCAAUGGUUAUCUUGGUGAGAACAUUCGCCCAUAUUUUGUGGCACUGCCCAAGGACCGAGGCAGCGUCUCAAACGAGGAAUUUCGCAGGCAGAUUUCUCAGGUAGACGCAGAAGUACUGCGUCAUUUGCGUGAUAGUGUCAAUGGAGGAUUCGAUGAGGAAAAGUAUGGACCAUAUGUUGGAUUUAGUUGUCUCAGACAAUACUUGGAAUCUGAGCUUCAAAGGAGAUACAAGGAAGCAGCUCCUGCAACACUUGCCCUGUUAGAACAGCGUUGUAAUGAAGUCUCCAUCGAAUUAGCUCGGGUGGAAUCUAAGUUACAGGCAACCUCUGACGUUUGCCAUCUUCGGAGGUCAGCCAUGUUGCACGUAGCCUCUAUUUGCAGUCAUAUGGUGGCACUAAUUGAUGGAGCAUCAGAUCCUGCUCCUGAAGAGUGGGGUAAAACCACUGACGAAGAGCAGUCAGAUAGUGGCAUUGGCAGCUGGCCGGGAGUCACCGUGGCCGUGAAGCCUCCCAAUCACACCCUUAAACUCUAUGGUGGAGCAGCAUUUGAGAGAGCAAUGCAUGAAUUCCAAUGUGCUACAUACUCCAUCGAGUGCCCACUGGUUUCUAGAGAAAAGGUCGCAAAUAUACUGCUCGCUCAUGCCGGCAGAGGAGGGGGUGGAGGCUUAACCGAGGCAGCUGCUGAAAUAGCACGCGCAGCAGCACGAGCAUGGCUUGCUCCUCUUCUUGAUGCUGCGUGCGAACGACUCUCUUUUGUUCUCAAGAGCCUUUUUGACUUGGCUUUGGAGCGCAAUCGAAGCCAUGACUCCGACUAUUGGAGGAAAACUGGUGAUAUGGAUGGGUAUAUCGGAUUUCAUGCUGCUCUAAGGCGUUCUUACAACAACUUCAUCCAGGAUCUCUCCAAGCAAUGCAAGGAAAUAGUGCAACAUCAUCUCAGUUCAGUGACCAGCCCAUACUCCCAAGUGUGCUAUGAAAAUGAUCUUGUAGGUGAUGUUGGCAGAUUUAACCAGCUCUCUGCCACCUCAUUUGUUCUGGAUCUGUCAGAUGCAAAGGAUGAAAUGGGUGCAGAUCAAGAGAACAUACCACCCAGAGAUCAACAGCAUUCAACACCUGGUAAAGCAACUGAAGCAAAGGAUGCUCUAAGGGAAAGUCAAAUGACAGUUCCUGAGACGCCUUCACCUGAUCAGCCACAAGAUGUUUAUGGGGUCAAGAAGGAUACUGUGAACUUGAUGGAUAUUGGAGGAAGAAAACGACAAGCGAGAAUCAUAACUUCUGGAAGAAAUUUGGAAGCUAACAGGAACCAAAACACUAGCAUUUUGUUUGGUGCAGGUAAUAAGGGCUCAAGAACAGGAUCAUCAUAUGCUGAGAUCUGUUCUAUGUCAGCUCAACAUUUUGCCAGGAUACGUCAGGUCCUCAUCGAGAGAAACAUUCCAUCAGCCUUGAGUGCUGGAUUCCUGACUCCCUGUCGCGAGAGGCUGUUCGUUGCGCUUGGCCUUCAGCUGUUCGCCGUGAAUGAUGAGAAGUUCAUGGACAUGUUUGUGGCGCCGGGUGCGAUCGAUGUCCUUCAAGGCGAGAGGCAGUCACUCAACAAGCGCCAAAAGGUCUUGCAAUCUUGUUUGAACGAGUUCAAGAACAUCGCCCGGGCACUCUGAGUGCAAUUCUCGCUGGCGCUGAAGCUGCUUUGGAUUUGGAAGAUGAUUCCCUGCCGAUGGAAAAGGCAUCUCUGAAGAUGCAAUCGAAAUGUCGCUGUCAAUUUCUUUAUGACAGGUUUGCGAUCUUCUAGUUUUCUGAUUGAUUGGGACAUUGUCUUUCUUGACAAACCACAUGAGUCCAUUUCAUUUUGGAAAGAAAAACAAACAAAUCAAUAGUCAAAUUUGCUCUGCA